Verticillium nonalfalfae is the source of this 1311-nucleotide messenger RNA. It is a transcript of the gene NSE4, whose product is annotated as nuclear protein. The transcript is spliced from 2 exons. Bases 1 to 1311 code for a protein of 436 amino acids. Gene Ontology annotation, biological process: DNA repair. Lineage: Eukaryota; Fungi; Ascomycota; Sordariomycetes; Glomerellales; Plectosphaerellaceae. The record is from RefSeq and is a predicted model, not a curated record. Gene Ontology annotation, cellular component: Smc5-Smc6 complex; nucleus.
AUGCCUGUGAGCGCAUCAUCUUCAGGGGGCUCGUCCUCGCCAGCCGAAUCCGAAAAUGAAGGCACGUCCAGCAACCGGGAGCACUCGCUCGCCCUCAGAGAUCGCCGGAAUGGCAAGAGGAAACGCGCCGAUACUGCGCAUGGGGCAGCAAGACGUAGGCGCUCUUCGUCUUCUGACGACGACGACGACGACGACGACGAGAACGACCCCGACAUGUACGAUCCGGACCAGCCGAUGGAGGACCGACGGCGCAUUCAGAGAGGGUUUCGCGAUCUCCAGAAGAAUUUGAACGAGAACAUGGAGGAAUACAUGCAGCCCAACUCGAAAGGCCUGCUCGAGACUCUGAGGCGCGCCCAGCAACUCUCCAGCGACGUGAAGCAGACGAAUGAGGCGACCAUAGACGCGCGGCUCCUGGUGAGCACAAUCGACCUUUCCUAUCGCAAGACGAUGCGCAUGGUCCAGGGCAACACCUCACAAGGCGUCGACAUUGACGAGUUUGUGUCCAAAUGUAUAACGUACAUGCGACACGGUGGGGGUAUCGCCGACGACAACGCGCCAGCUCUGUCGAGCACGCAGCGCCAACGACGGAGGAGGGGACAGGACGGGGAUGACGAUGAAAACGACGAAAUGCUGAAUUGGCCUCACCUUGGUCGCUUUGCGUGCCUGCAACACAACCGACGGCCCGCGCUGUCCGGCUUCCUGGUCGGACCUCUGUCGGUGGAGAAGAAGGUCCGCAAAAUCACCAAGCGGACAGCACGGUUCCGCAGAGAGGAUCUUGCCGAGACCAGACCAGAGGUGUUGAACGUGGACGAGCUGUCCAAGAAGGAGAACGAUCUCACCUCAAUCUGUGCCAAGAUACUGAAACAACUGAGGGAGGUUCAGAUGGACGCGCAACAGAGGUUGUCGGAGAUCUUCGAAGCAAGGCAGAAUAUGCAGCAGAGCGACAUGAUGAAGAUCAUGCACGAGCACGGCUUGCGUGACACGGGCGGCGUGGAUCUGUUGAGGUUUGUCGUCAACCCCAUGUCUUUUGGCCAGACGGUCGAAAACAUGUUUUACGUCAGCUUCCUCAUCCGCGAUGGCAAGGUCAACGUAGAGUUUGAUCAGAAUGAACUCCCAUCAUUGAGCCCCGUCGACGCAGGCGAUGCAGAAGGCGGCGCAAAAACCGGUGCUAUGAAGCACCAAGCUAUCUUCUCCAUGGACAUGAAGACCUGGCGAGACAUCAUCGACACCUUUCAGAUUACGACGCCAAUGAUUGAGCACCGGCAGGAGAGUUCUCAACAAGGACCUGGUGCAAGGGGCUGGUACAGCUAA